AUUGCUUGCUUUGGAAUAACUGGAAAUAAACACAGUGUGUGAGUGCCCCAUAUGCACAGGGAUGGGCUCUCUCCCCCAGAGGUUUUCAGCUAUUCCACCAGACAGAUUAGGAGGAAAGACAUCUGCCAGAGAGGGGAAUGCAACCGUCUUGAAAAUUUGUGGCUGUAAUUUGGACCUUUGUCAUGCCCACGUACUGUGUCACUGUGAGAGGAAUUCAGUUACCAUGGGUUACCCUAUCAGUACGGGGACCAAGUGCCUCCCCUCCCAACAGCUCUAUAAAAAGAGUCGCUCCAAGACACCCCAGCAGCUUCUGCAUACCGGCACAGACCCAGGGAAACUUGGCCACAGGGGGACGGCCACCAGAGGAGGUGUCAGCAUGCCGUCUGCUUUCCAGUUUCAAUGCCACCUCAUUCUCAUCUUCCUGGCCGCUUCCAAAGGAGAAACCAGAUACUUAGAGGUGGGGGAUGCUGGCGAAGAUGACCCCUUCCUACUACUCAGUGAAGAUCUGAAGCGAGAGCUGUCUGCAGGACAGGUCUACCGGCGGUCACUCCGGUGCAUUGACAUGCUGAGUAUAGGGGGGCAGUUCACCUUCACCGCAGACCAACCACAGCUGCACUGUGCAACCUUCUUCAUCGGAGAGCCCGAGGAGCUCAUCACAAUACACUACGACUUUGUAAACAUCGACUGCCGAGGGGGGGACUUCCUGAAGAUGUUUGAUGGAUGGAUACUCAAGGGAGAGAAAUUUCCCAGUUCCUUGGACCACCCUCUCUCCACUUCUCAAAGAUACGUAGAUUUCUGUGAAAGUGGGAAUAUUCAGAGGAGCAUCAGAUCAUCACAGAACGUGGCAAUGAUCUUCUUCAGUAUUCAGGUACCAGGCAAUGGAUUUACUGUCACAGUCAAGAAAAACAGCAAUCUCUUCCCUUGCAAUGUCAUCUCUCAGACCCCCUCAGGAAGAUUUACCAUGGUCAUUCCUCACCAGCACAGAAACUGCAGCUUCUCCAUAAUCUACCCAGUGGUGAUAAAAAUAUCUGAUCUUAUCCUGGGACAUUUAAAUGGUCUCUUUUUAAAGAAACCAUCUGCAAGCUGUGCAGGAGUGGGAGAUUUUGUAGAGCUUCUUGGAGGAGCUGGCUUAGACCCAUCCAAGAUGUUUCCAUUAGCUGACCUCUGUCAUUCCUUUCAUGGAUCUGCCCAAAUGAAGAUUGGUUGUGACAACACUGUGCUGCGAAUGGUCUCCAGUGGCAAACACAUCAACCGUGUGACAUUUGAGUAUCAUCAGCUGGAUCUGCAGGAAACAGAAACAAGAAAGGAAAACAGCAUUGAGGAAUUCUGCUUUCCUAGUAUCUGAGAAACCAGGACAUGCAGCUUCACAUAGCUAAUGAAAAUAAAGUUCUAUAAUAAUGUAUUUUUUCCUUUAACUAGCUGAUGGUGUCAAGCCUUUCUAUAAGCAUAAUUCUUUUCUCAUACAAAUCGGUCAUUCCCAUCAGCAAGCAGGAAAAAGCAACAAAUGUAUUAAUCUUUGUUAUUAUCAUUAUAUUCUUUCUGCAAUGUCUAAGCUCAUUUACUAUGUCGAAAAUCAAUAGCAAGAAUAGAAGGGUAUUUUUCCUGUAUGAAUAUUGUUAGGAAAAUAGACAAAAAACCUAGUCUGGGGAUAUAUUAAACCCACAAUAAAUAUAAACUUCAUGCAGCAGCUUUAUCCUUUUAUAUCAAGUAUAAACAAAGAAACAAAAAAAAAGAUGGUGAGAUACAAUUCCUGUUUUGUAAGAGGAAGCCAAACAUUCGUGUGCAUAAAAACUACUGUUUUACUUAUGACUAUAAAUGUACUGUUUAUUUCUAAUGACAUGUUUUUAAUAAAAAUUUAUAGCAUGAGACUUCCUUACACAAAUCCAAACAUAAAUAAAUGCAUUUAAAGAGUUGGCAAA
This is a messenger RNA of Motacilla alba alba, 1919 nucleotides long. It is a transcript of the gene CRHBP, whose product is annotated as corticotropin releasing hormone binding protein. The transcript is spliced from 7 exons. The coding region runs from base 62 to 1345 and encodes 427 amino acids. NCBI's taxonomy places the organism in Eukaryota, Metazoa, Chordata, Aves, Passeriformes, Motacillidae. The record is from RefSeq and is a predicted model, not a curated record. Gene Ontology annotation, biological process: hormone-mediated signaling pathway; negative regulation of corticotropin secretion; negative regulation of corticotropin-releasing hormone receptor activity. Gene Ontology annotation, molecular function: corticotropin-releasing hormone binding.